This is a messenger RNA of Alternaria rosae, 767 nucleotides long. RefSeq lists its product as uncharacterized. Bases 246 to 680 code for a protein of 144 amino acids. Lineage: Eukaryota; Fungi; Ascomycota; Dothideomycetes; Pleosporales; Pleosporaceae. The record is from RefSeq and is a predicted model, not a curated record. The transcript is spliced from 3 exons.
CACGUGUACGCGUCCGAUGGUAGGCGACCAAUAACGCGUGCUCAUUUCAGGGUAUCGCAUCAUGAAACUCGAGGUGAGGGCCGCAUUUGUCUUAUCUGUGUGUGCCGUCCUUCCUUGUGCGCUCACCUCCACUAUCCUGCCAUCGCGCUAAUCCUCCCACACUCAUAAUCUACCGUCCGUCUCUCUCCUGUAACCUCUUUACAACUUGACCACCAACACAUCCAAGCACACUCCGAAGACCCAACAUGUCCGACAACGAUAACACCGCCGUCGCCAAUGGCUCUUCUCCUCAGUUCACCGAGCGCGAGCUUCAGCUCCUCGGAUGGGCCAUGCAGUCCCUCAAGUCCGGUCCUCCAGAGAUCGACUACGAGAAGCUCGCCGCCUAUGCCGGUAUGGGCAAUCCGCGUUCCGCUAGCAACGCCUGGGCCAAGAUCAAGCUCAAGCUCAUGACCCCCUCCCCCGAUGGCACCGUUCCGGCUACUCCCAAGAAGACUCCUCGCAAGCGCGCCGCCAAGAAGCAGGACGUUGACGGCGAGUCUUCUCCUAAGAAGAAGACUACUACUCCCCGCGGCAGGAAGACCGAGACCGUCAAGACGGAGUCCGAUGAGGAGGCCCAGACCGGCGGCUCCCCUAUGAAGAUCGAUCCCGCCAAGGAGGAGAUCGUGGAGGAUGAAGUCUAGAACUCUCUUGCGGCCCUGACAUAAGCCAUCGUUCCUUCACGGUCUGGUCAGCUUUUCUUUGUGUUUUUGUCAAGGUGGCUGUAGGAG